UAAAAUCAAAACAAACUAAGAAAAAACAACAAAAUCGGUAUAAAAUAUUCAGACGAAAACAACAGUUUUGCAAAACCUAAAGAAAACAUUUCGCAAAAAUGAGUAAUUUUAUUAAUUUAAACAUCUUUGAAAAUUAUCAAAAAUAUAUUGAUAAUGAACAGGAAAUACGUGAAAAAAUACGCGUGGUCGUACGAGAAAUUGAACAUUUGGCCAAAGAAGCCACCAUACAAUUGCAAAUCAUACACAGUGAUUUAACUAAAAUUGAUCAUGCCUGUCUGCAGGCUCGCAAACAAAUUUCUUUGUGUGCCGAUAGCUACAAGAAUUUGGCGGAAAUUAUACCCGUGGGACAGUAUUAUCGUUAUUCGGAUCACUGGACUUUUAUUACUCAGCGUUUGGUAUUUCUCAGUGCCAUGGUUGUUUACUUGGAAGCCGGCUUUUUGGUAACUCGAGAAACUGUGGCUGAAAUGUUGGGUUUAAAAACCAAUCAUGCUGACGGGUUCCAUUUAGACAUUGAAGAUUAUCUCAUGGGUAUACUGCAAAUGGCAUCUGAACUAUCACGAUUUGCUACCAAUUCCGUAACAAUGGGUGACUAUGAUCGUCCAUUGAAUAUAUCGCGCUUUAUGGCCGAUUUAAAUUCCGGAUAUCGUUUAUUGAACUUAAAGAAUGAUGGUCUACGAAAACGUUUCGAUGCUCUCAAAUAUGAUGUAAAAAAGAUCGAAGAAGUGGUAUAUGAUAUAAGUAUAAGAGGUCUACGAAGCGGUAGUAAUCCGGAAGCUGUUGCCGCAGUUGAGGCAGAGGCUAGUAAUGUCGAGAUCAAAUAGUUUGUAAAAAAAAAAACAGUACACAUGUGUACAGUAUGUACAAUAAGUAAAGUAUUGAAUUAAAGUUUUGAGUUUCCCUUUUUUAUUAUUCUAUUAU
Molecule: messenger RNA, 918 nt
Organism: Lucilia sericata (common green bottle fly)
Lineage: Eukaryota; Metazoa; Arthropoda; Insecta; Diptera; Calliphoridae
Gene: trsn
Product: translin
Exons: 5
Coding region: 99-821 (240 amino acids)
Biological process (GO): RNA metabolic process
Cellular component (GO): cytoplasm; nucleus
Molecular function (GO): RNA binding; sequence-specific DNA binding; single-stranded DNA binding
Source: RefSeq, a predicted model, not a curated record